GUAAUAUUCUUUAUUUUGCUCAAAUUAAUUUUCAUGUUUGGAAUGGAAUAUAUGAGCUUUGCGCGCGGAGGAACAUACCAUGUUCUGCAAUAGGUUCGUAUAGAGCAUCCCCUCAUACCUGCAUAUCUCAUUUUUCCUCUUUUUUUCCCCCCUUUGUUCCCCCCUUUUUUAAUGUAUGAUGCUAAAGAGUCAGAUGCAACACCCUAAGUUUGUUCAAAAAGCUGCGGUAAGAAAUUUCAUUUUGUGAUGUACGCACGGGUAUAUCUUAACCCAGGGGAAACGAAAUUGCCUUUUAAAUUGUGCGGAGGAAAACAAAGAAGGAAAAAAAAAGAGCCCCAAUAUAUACCAACUUACAAUCAUUAAGGAGCACAUCACACCGAAUAACAUGGAGAACACUAAGAAGGAGACAAGAGCGGACACGGUGAAGGCACAUUUAGAAGCGAUUGAAGAGUGCAAGGAAAAAAAGGAGAAGUACGUAAAAUGUUUUAAUAACUGGUAUAAGAAUAAUUUCCUCAAGGGUGACCUAACGCAGGCGUGCGAUGACUACUAUGAGGACUAUCAAAUUUGUGUGCUGAACGAUCUUAAUAAGAAGGGGUUGGGGCACCUGGCGAAUUUGCCCAAGGGGAAGUGAGCGAGGUGGAUGCAGCGUUGCACGGGAAAGAGAAGAUUUUGGCUUUUCGCCAUUUUAAGUCUAAGCCCAUUUGUCGUACACAGUUUGCCUACACGUUUGCGAACACAUUUGCCUCUUUUUUUUUAUCGUGCUUAUCCCCUGAUUUUUUACAACGACUGGUCAUUUUGUCGCGCAGCACAUUUGCCCACCUUUUGCCUUUUUUUCUUUUCUGCCCUAACUUUGGUGGCCGCUCCACGGCGAAUUGUUUUA
Plasmodium vivax (malaria parasite P. vivax) is the source of this 880-nucleotide messenger RNA. RefSeq lists its product as hypothetical. The record is from RefSeq and is a predicted model, not a curated record. NCBI's taxonomy places the organism in Eukaryota, Apicomplexa, Aconoidasida, Haemosporida, Plasmodiidae. Bases 386 to 631 code for a protein of 81 amino acids. The transcript is spliced from 3 exons.